This is a messenger RNA of Psylliodes chrysocephalus, 1619 nucleotides long. NCBI's taxonomy places the organism in Eukaryota, Metazoa, Arthropoda, Insecta, Coleoptera, Chrysomelidae. The record is from the annotation of a GenBank genome assembly.
GUAAUUGUGGGGGCACGGAGCGUGAAAAGAUUUAUGCACUUUUGGAUUGUCUUCGGUCUUUACUUUUUUCAAUAAUGUAUUACGAAAUGUUUGUCGGAAAAAGAAAGAAGACCUUGCAGAAAAUCUUUAUAAUUCUUGCAGUGAAUCGGCUUGGUGCCGUUUUUACAAUUACUUGAGUUUUCAUCACAAAUAAAGAUGAAAAUAGCCUGUUUAGUGAUAGUAGCGUGCGCAUGUGCGUGUGCUGUAGCCGAUCCUGCCAUAAACGAAAUUAGACCAGUAUCAAAUCGACCAGGAAGGUUCCUGACACUACCUAAUGCACAAAAAUGCGCGAAUAGGCCGAAACAGUUUUUCUUUAGGGGACACAAUUACUUCUUCAGCGGGAGCGUACCCGAAUUGGCAAAUAGGAAAGUCGAUUGGUUAGAUGGUAGAAACAUCUGCAGAGAAUAUUGUAUGGAUCUCGUCUCCAUGGAAACGCAAGAAGAAAACAAUAUGAUAUUUAGAUUGAUUCAACAAAAUGACGUUCCAUACAUUUGGACUUCUGGACGAUUGUGCGACUUCAAAGGUUGCGAGAACCGUUCUGAUCUCGAACCCAAAAACGUUUUUGGUUGGUUCUGGUCUGCCAAUCGUGAAAAGAUUCAACCUACCAACCGCACUCCCAACGGAUGGAGUUACAACCCAUGGUCCCAAACCGGUCACAAGAAACAAAGACAACCCGAUAACGCUGAAUUCGACAUCAACAAAACCUCUGAAUCCUGUCUAUCAAUCCUCAACAACGUUUAUAACGACGGUAUCGCCUGGCACGAUGUCGCUUGUUACCACGAAAAGCCUAUCGUUUGCGAAGAUUCAGAAGAAUUAUUAAACUAUGUAGCGUCCACCAAUCGUGGACUUCGUUUGUAAAUCUAAAUUUUUUCCAGGAUAUCAUGCCUAAAACUGUUUUGGGGAAUUAAGAAAUUCCGUUUUCUUAGUGUAGGAAAGCGAACUGGUAUUACACUAAGAUCAGCGAUUCCUGAAAUAAGUUGUUUUAUUGCAACUUUAUAUUCUCAAGAAUGAGGCUUUUUUUCAGUGUAGAAAUUUAAACGGAACGAUCCUACAUUAAGAAAAAUGUUGUCAAAAAGUAAAUUCAAAAGUCAAUAAUACGUAAAACGACAUAUUUGAUCCUGGCAUGACUAUCCUCAGUGAUUGGCUGAUUUGUUAUAAUUUUCAUAUAAAGAUUAACAUUAAAUAAAUUAAACCAUCCACUAUUUGGGUUCUAAUUAACAGUGCUGUUCCAGUAGUGGCGCCGGGAAACAGUAACAAAGCCUACACAGACCACGUGACCAGUGGCCAUUUUAUGACACUAAAUAAUAGAAAACCCCACAACAAUUAACUGCCAGUAUACUAUUAAAUAUUAUAAAACAUGAAAAAUAUAACAAAUCAAUAUUUUCCAAUUUAUUCCUAAAUUGUUUUUAGUCAUUUUCGAUUUGCUGCCCUCAUUCCUUUUCUCCCAUAUCCCCCAAUAUCCCACUGUAUAGAUUUUAAACUGUAAAAUAUUUGUAUAUUUAUUUUUUUAAUAGUUUAUGUAUGUAACGAUAUUUGUCAGGUACGUACCUAAUAAAAAUUUUACCUAAUAUUCAAAAUAA